This is a messenger RNA of Pyrus x bretschneideri (Chinese white pear), 1447 nucleotides long. Its product is annotated as phenolic glucoside malonyltransferase 1-like. Lineage: Eukaryota; Viridiplantae; Streptophyta; Magnoliopsida; Rosales; Rosaceae. The record is from RefSeq and is a predicted model, not a curated record.
GCACACCCUAAACUCUUCUCCGAUGGCACACCGAAACUCUGUGAAAGUUGUUGAGGUUUGCAAGGUUGCUCCACAACCACGCUCACUAGCUGACUCAGUCACACCACCACCACCACCUGAGUCCCUUCCUCUAACCUUCUUUGACUUGCUCUGGCUAAGAUUUUCACCCGUCCAACGCCAUUUCUUCUAUGAAAUCAACCAUAAUUCUUCCAACACUUACUUCUCCGAUUCAGUACUAAUCCCAAAACUCAGAGCCUCACUCUCUAUCGCCCUCCGACACUUUCUACCUCUAGCCGGAAACGUCAUAUGGCCCCAAAGCUUCCCUAAACCUAUUCUUAGUUAUGUCCAAGGCGACACCGUUUCGCUCACGAUAGCUGAGUCUGAUGCUGAUUUCUGCCAUCUAGUUUCAACCAACAACUUCAACAUCAAAGCCGAAGAAUACCACCCUCUUACACCCCCACUUGCCGUGUCUCACGAACGAGCCGCCGCCGUGGCAUUCCAAGUCACCAUAUUUCCUAACCGUGGCUUUUGUAUUGGAACAUCUAUGCACCAUGCAAUCCUAGACGGCUUGACUUCAACCAUGUUUGUAAAAUCAUGGGCUCACAUAUGCAAACACGAAAAUUCCAAUUUGAUACCUGACCAGCUCAAACCAUUAUACGACAGAAGCGUCGUCCAAGACACAGCCGGGCUCGAACCAAUUUUCUUGAACCAAUUGCUAAACAUGGAUUCAGACCGGCCCUUCAAUAGAUGCUUAAUGUUCGUCGAUCAUUUUAAAGCUCCAGCAGAAGACACAAUUCGAGGAACGUUUGUAUUCACUCGGGAAAAAAUAGAAGCACUAAGGCAAUCGGUGAAAGAGAAGAGACAACAACAUGGUCAUCAAUCCGUUCAAAAAUUGUCUACGUUUUGUGUCACAUGUGCGUAUGUAUGGAUUUGCUCAAUCAAGGCAAAAGAAAUACAAAUCGAUCAUAAAGCUGCAGUUCUGAUGGGCUUUACUGUGGACUGUAGGUCGCGUUUAGACCCUUCUAUACCCGCCACUUAUUUUGGCAACUGCUUAUCAUGCAGCGUAGCAGUUGCCGAAACGAAAGUGGUUUUAGGAGAAGAUGGUCUGAUUGUGGCAGUCAAUGCAAUUAGUGAAGCUAUAAAACGUUCGGACACGGACGGAGUUUUGGGUGGAUUAGAGAAUUUGCUUCCUUUACUGUACUCAACGAGUAUAGAUCAUGAGAGUUUACUCUCUAUUGCUGGAUCGCCUCGAUUUGGAAUUUAUGGGACUGACUUUGGAUGGGGAAGACCAAAGAAGGUAGAGGUCGUUUCUAUAGAGAAGACUGGAGCGAUGUCUCUCACAGAAUCCAAGUAUGGUGGUGGAGGCGUUGAGGUUGGGCUGGUUUUGAAAAAACAUCAUAUGGAAGCCUUUUAUAAUCUGUUUGCUAAAGGUCUUGCAAACAUCUGA